Messenger RNA from Chlamydomonas reinhardtii, 3454 nucleotides. RefSeq lists its product as uncharacterized. The coding region runs from base 644 to 2149 and encodes 501 amino acids. Lineage: Eukaryota; Viridiplantae; Chlorophyta; Chlorophyceae; Chlamydomonadales; Chlamydomonadaceae. The transcript has 4 exons. The record is from RefSeq and is a predicted model, not a curated record.
GAAGGCCGCAGCCAUUGGAAGCCAUGGCCUACUGUAGGAGAACGAGCGCCAGCGCGGGGCUGGCGCUGCGGUUUGGCUCCUGGUCAUUUCUGCGCGCGAGUCCGGUGGGCAUUCCUCGUUGCUGAGCAAGCGCCAGCGCGUGUGGGAAAGCAGGCCCAUCUGUAGAUAAUGCGAAUAAUCUGGUAUAGCAUUGUCUGCGGCUCGCUGGCAGCGCCUGGCGUGCCGGGAGCAGCGACCUUCCCCGACCUUCCAGGCACGACCCCGUAGGCGUCCGCGCUGGCGCUGGCAACACGCGACUGAGUUAUAGGAGCGCGAUGUGAUACUCUAGACAGCCAGUGAUGGCUCAGACCGGGGUCCACUCAUGAAUGGAUCGUGGUUCCUGACGCGUGCGACUGGUGCGACCGAGGGCGACCGUUGCAGACAUGCACAUCAUGCGGGGCGAAAGAGGGUGCGGAAGGCUAAGGAAAUUGGUGCCCAGCCGCCAAAAGUCGGCUCCGGCGCUGCCGUGGAAGUUGACACGACGGGGGCGAAGCACUCGGACGAGUCAUCUUGGCGUUUCCAGGCGUUUUCAUCACAGCGAAGGGAAGUUGGAACUAAGACAUUGCAGCGUUGCGUGCCAAAGAUAAUAGCUAUGCGCGCGACCAUGACCGUGCUCGCCGCAGAGGUUCGGUCUUGUCGCUCGUUGCGCGAUACACUUAUCUGCGCCGGCUCACCGUGUUGCCCAUCACGCCACUUCUGGUCACGUUCGCCACACCGUUGGCGCGUGUACUCGUCGCGUCGUCCCACUGCAGUUAGGGUUUCGGUGCCAUCCGCUGAUGUCAACCUUGGCUGCAUCGACUCGCACGGGCGCGCUCGGCGACGCGGCCCCGCUGAGUUCAUCCUUGACGGAGCACAAACCGAUAGCCUUGUUUGUGUACCAGACGCCGCAAUCGACAUCGGCUACGCACGGGCGCUGGUGACGCGCCCUGAAGCUUUGGGUACUGGGGAUUCGAACCCCGAGGUUUUGCGGCCAUACACGCGGCUGAGCGCCCUGCGCUUGCGGGCCAGCAGCAGUCGUGCCGCCGGGCACCUGCUGCGCAGCUCCUUGCUACCCUCGUUAGAGCUCCUCACGCUGUACAGCCACUACGACGACAAUGGCGGUGGCGAGGAGGAGAAGGGGCAGCGGCUGGCGGAGUCUUCAGCGCCCGAGCCUUCUACUUCGGCAGCGAUGGGGGGCAGUGUGGGAGCAGCGGACGUGCCCCCAGACUUCCUGGCGUUCCAGGGACUGCGGGAGCUAACCAUUGACGAGGGCGGUACGCGGCACGGCAGCGGGUGGCCGUGGGGCGAGUGGGCCGCGUUCCGACACCUGAGCGCGUUGGAGAGCUUGACUUGGAUUGGCGACUACCAGUACGGGCUGCGCGGGGACGUGCGCGACGCGCUGCCGGCGCUGUCCGGCCUCCGCCGCCUGUCCAUGCACUCCGCCUACCACUGCCCCCAGGGACUGGCCCAGCUGCAGCACCUGGAGGACCUCAGCGUCACCGUCAGAUCGGGCGGUGGCGACUCGCUGGGAGCCUGGGACCUGCGCGGCCUGCGCGGCCUGCGGCGGGCGGUGUUCCAAGGCCGGAGCUUUGGCGGGCUCACGCACCUGCCGCGCAUGGACGCCUCACUGGCAGCGCUGGAGCGGCUGUGCCUGGUGGAUGUGCAGGUGUCCCUGCGGACCACCGAGGCGGCUCGGGGGAGCCCAGCAAGCGAUCAGGCCGGGGCGCAGCAAUCGCAACAGCAAGAGCACGCCACGGCCGGCACCGCCGCGGCCGCGGCUGAUGUGCAGCUCAACCCGCUGCACGACCUGUUUGAGGUCUGGGUGGCGCCCUGUGGCGUGCUGCCCAGUAUCCGGACCGUGGAGGUCUGGUAUCCCUUCUUCACGUCCUCCGGCAGUGCCCUCACGGGGCAGCUGGGGCUCGACCCGGGGGCGGGUGGGGGCGGCUGGUUCCAGGGAGGGGAUGGGGCACGGUGGCGGGCGCGGCUAUGGGCCUACAAGGGCGAGGGCGAGUAUGGCGAGCUGGAGGGGCCGUGUGUGCUGCACGUGGUGUCGGGCGUCCCGGUGGAUGGAGUGCAGGGCGAGUCGGCGUGCCGGCUGUGGUUGAAGCUCGCGUUUGAGCGGGUGUACUAAACGAGUGAAAGUGGGAGGCCGCACACGGCAGGUCAUGUCAAUGUGCUGCUGCCAUCAUGUACGAGGCAGUGAGGCGGCGAGGCAGUGAGGCGGUGGGCAGAGGCAUGGCGCACUGCAUAUACAGAUAUUCACAGCUACACCAGCACACAGGAGAGCGUGACAUACCAUGGCCGCGCCUGUUGUGAGCGCCCAGCGCGCCCCAAGCGUUACACCGACUCCCGGCCUCAGCCGGGAGCUACGUGACCACGGCACGUGACCGCGGAGGCCUUUGUGAAUUAUAUGAAGGAGCUGAAGCAGGGUGUGUGUUAUGGCAGGUGGCGUGUGUUGCUUGAUGUGGUGGGCACGGCCCUGGCCUCAUAUGCUGCGGGCAAGCUGUGGUGCCUGCUGUGCCUGGCGCUGCGGCCGGCCAGGCCAGGCAAGCCGAGUAAGGGGUAUUCCAGCGUUUGCUGCCAUAGUUGCCGCAAAAUGUUUACAGUCAAGGAUGGCUUUGUUAUUCGCAGGAAAGGUGGCAAGUGCAUGGGCAAGCUGACGGAGCUGGCGGUGGUGGCGCGCAAGGUGAUUGAGAAGGCGGCGGCGAAGGAGAAGGCGAAGCAGCAGCUGGCGGAGGAGGAGAAGGCGAAGCAGGCUAAGGAGGUGCUGAUCAUUAGCGACAGUGACUGAGGCGUCAUAGGUUUAGACAAGGAGGAGGCGGCGAUCGAGGCAGUGAAGGAGGCAAGGACGCAAUGUGAUGCGCUCCCACGCUGUAGCAGGAAAGCAGACAAAAGCCACAUCUAGAUGCCCCAGGGCGUGUUCCGCCCACACACGCACAAGAGGUAUGAGGAAGAGAGGGAUCCCAGAGCGAGGGGUCCCAGAAACGGAGUUGGAAGUAAGUGGCAAAGUACAGUGUGUUGAAUCAUUCACUAUGGCUGACAGUGAGUGAGGGGCGUGUCGAGGUAUGUCGAGGCCUCAAGGGCACGGUGUGAGAGGAGUUGAGAGAGGUAUGAAGUCUGCGUCAUUACACCGGUAUGCGGACUGGUCGUGUGGUCUGCGGGACGGUCGUGGUGCGAGGGCGCGAACCCGCGGUGCUGCUGAACGACAUGUCGUGCCACAUGUCAGUCCCGGACUGUCCCGGAGCGCACGGUGGGACCCUCUAUGCGCCAAGCGUAGCCGUGGCUGUGGAGGGCAUGAGGGGAUGAGAGCAGGCCCCCGUGGCCCCGGCUGCAAACAUGGGGAGAAGGACGACGACGUCCUGCCGAGUCCCAACGGUAUGGCAAGUCAGCAGCAGCAGACCUGUCGCCCACCAUUGCGGCUAGAGCCAUUGGAACG